AUUAUCGACACUCGGAUUAUAAUUUCUCACACCUGUUGGUAUAUCGCAGGCCAAAGAAUACCAGCUGGAUCAUGAACGAUUUCUUCGGAACGCCAGAGCAUUAACUUUGAAAUAUGCAACAGGCCAGCAUCAUUCUGCCGAAACGAACGAUCCAAUGGACGCACCAUUGAAUGAAACAGCUUUUACAGAACCUGCAGGAAUCGCAUUGUGUAAAACAACGGACACAGCUAGUGCCAGUAAUGGCAAAUCCCGAUUAUCGCUAUCAAAGCGGAAGCAGAAAGCGAAAACCAAUCCGCCAUCAAGUGAUCCUACUGAUAACGAUGCCAGCACCGAUACUGCACUAACCUUCUCAUCCUCAUCCUCAUCCUCGCAAAAGCAAGUAUCAGCAAAUAAGCAACCAGUAACUCCGACUGCUGAUACGCGCAGCGAAACGGACAAUAAGAAACUGCCAGAAGAAGCACCGUCCCUACAGUCCAAAAGCUCCGCAGAAAAUGGUGUUGAAAUACCAUUAUGCGAUGCAGAAAAUUCAGAUCAUGAUAAGGCAGAUGGCUUUGGCAGAAACAACGCCAUCCCCUGUGGCAAUCCCCAAAACCAUCUUCAGGAGAGCGCCGUCGAGGAGUCUUUAGCAGGCACAUGCUCGGAAGCCCAGGAACCAUUGAAUGCGUCUUUUGAACUCGCCUUUACGAACAUUUCUGUCACGUCAUGCGAUGAAGGGACGAAAGAAGACGAGGCGCCACCAUCAAGCGAGCCAUCUCCACCACGUGAGACAUCUCCACUAAGCGAGGAAGAUGAUGAGUCAACAACGCUGAAGAUGGAAAAAGAAGCAGCCAAGGAAAAUAACAUGACAAAUAAAACGAAAUGCCCGUUGGCAAUGAGCCAGGAGCCGUCGGCUGCCGGAGAAAAACGGCCAACGUCAGUUCCAAACAGUGUUGCUUCCGUGGAGGAGAUUCAUGCGUCGUUAUCAACGAGAGGAAGUUCCCAGCCACUCGGCAACGUUCCAUCCAAGUUACUGCAGGACCACUUUACCAAUUCUCAGCCCUUGUUACCCAUGAUCAACGAUGAUGAUGAUAUUGUUAUCGAAUCCCGGCUCACAAAGGCCAAACGAACCAAAGUGAACAAAUUAAGCUUGAGCCGAACAAAGAAGCGAAAGAUCAACUGAUCAUUCAAGUCUAUCUCCAGUCCAUUACCCACCUACUUCCCUGAUCUACCAUCACUCACAU
This is a messenger RNA of Radiomyces spectabilis, 1220 nucleotides long. RefSeq lists its product as uncharacterized. The transcript has 2 exons. Lineage: Eukaryota; Fungi; Mucoromycota; Mucoromycetes; Mucorales; Radiomycetaceae. Bases 155 to 1159 code for a protein of 334 amino acids. The record is from RefSeq and is a predicted model, not a curated record.